Molecule: messenger RNA, 1808 nt
Organism: Verticillium nonalfalfae
Lineage: Eukaryota; Fungi; Ascomycota; Sordariomycetes; Glomerellales; Plectosphaerellaceae
Exons: 4
Molecular function (GO): oxidoreductase activity
Source: RefSeq, a predicted model, not a curated record
AUGGCGGCUUCAGUGUCACCGAAACGUCCAGUUCGCAUAGGUGGAGCAUCUGGUGGCUUCACUGACCGAGUUGCCGGCAUCAGGCGCCUUGCUGCCGACCCUAAAGUCGACGCCGUUGUCGGGGAUUGGCUUUCCGAGAACGUCAUGACCGGCUAUGGAGCGGGAAAGGCACGAAAAGUCCAGUCUGACAAAGCAACGACGAAGCUGCCUCUUGAAGAACGGAAGAAGACGGCUUACUACGCCAGUACAUUCCUCCAAUGCCUUGAGCCAGCGAUCUCUGAAAUCGCCCAAAACGGCGCCAAGUUGGUCGUGAACGCUGGAGCAAGCGACACGGAACUUCUGGCCGAGGUGGUGAACGACAUGGUGCUGGGAGGCGGCUUCGACAUGAAGGUCGCCUGGGUCGAAGGCGACGAUGUGACCUUAUCCUUCAAGCGCCUGGUUGCUGGGGGGGCGACUUUCAGAAGUAUCACAGAUCAAAGGACCUUGAACGAAUGGGGGUUCGACCCCAUUUGCGCACAAGCAUACCUAGGAAGCUUGGGAAUCGCUGAAGCUCUACGACAAGGAGCAGAUCUUGUCAUUUGUGGCAGGGUCUCCGAUGCUGCACCUUCGAUCGGGAUCGCAGCUUGGUGGCAUGGCUGGGGAGCGUCCGACUUGGACGAGCUGGCAGGGGCUCUGGUCGCAGGACACCUGAUCGAGUGCUCGGCUUUUGUUACUGGUGGCUACUACAGCCGCUUCAAGGACCUGAUGAAAGCGAAGAAGCAUCUUGACCUGGGGUUCCCCAUAGCCGAGGUGUUCUCAGAUGGGACAUGCACCAUCACAAAGGAGGAUAUGUCCAAUGGUAUCGUCAACGUCGAGACGGUGACAUCGCAGCUUGUUUACGAAAUCAAUGGGCCGCUCUACUUCAAUUCUGACGUUGUGGCUGCCCUUGAAGGUAUUACACUGGAGCAAACUGGUAAGGAUCGAGUCCGUGUCUGUGGCGUCAAAGGCCUACCCCCUCCUCCAACAACUCGGUGCGGGAUCACCGCUCACGGGGGUUACCAAGCUGAAUGGCACUUCUAUCUCGUUGGACUGGACAUUGAAGAAAAGUCUGUUGUAUCCAUUAUGUUCUCCCCUACUCAGUUUGCAGGCAAAGUCAUUGCCCUCACGGGUGCAGCCUCAGGUAUCGGCCUGGCAACAUCUCACCUCUUGGCUGGCCGCGGUGCCCGACUGGCCCUUGCUGAUGUCCAUGAAAAAGGUCUUCUAGAGGCUAAAAACGCUAUCCUAGAGGCUCAUCCGAAUUCAGAGCUUUCCAUCACUGUUCUCGACGUUCGUGACUGUGAUGCCGUCGAAAGAUGGACGACAAAUACCGCCUCGCACUUCAGUCGGCUUGACGGGGCCGCCAACCUCGCUGGUGUAAUACCGGAGUCAAUCGGAACCAAACCUCUUUCAGAACAGGACCUUGAGGAAUGGGACUUUGUCCAGGGCGUCAACCUGACAGGUGUGAUGCAUUGUCUCCGGGCGCAGCUGAAGACCAUUAGCAACGGUGGGUCCAUUGUCAACGCGAGUAGCAUCGCCGGCUUGACAGGCAGAGCAAACAAUGCAGCCUACACAGCAAGCAAGCAUGCUGUAGUGGGGCUGACAAGAAGUGCGGCGAAAGAGGUCGGGGCGAGGCAGGUGAGAGUAAAUGCUAUAUGCCCGGGUCGCAUCGACACGCCCAUGCUGAGGAGCGCGAACUCAGGCCCUGUAGGACCUGAGAUUUCUAUGGCAAGGCUCGGGACGCCAGAAGAGGUAGCAAAGCUCAUUGCCUUUCUCUUGAGCGACGAAUCCAC